AUGAUGGUGCACUGUGCUGGUUGCGAACGGCCCAUCCUCGACCGCUUUCUGCUGAACGUGCUGGACCGCGCGUGGCACAUCAAAUGCGUUCAGUGCUGCGAGUGCAAGACCAACCUCUCGGAGAAGUGCUUCUCGCGCGAGGGCAAGCUCUACUGCAAAAAUGACUUCUUCAGGCGCUUUGGCACUAAGUGUGCAGGCUGUGCGCAAGGCAUCUCGCCCAGCGACCUGGUGCGCAAGGCCCGCGGCAAAGUGUUCCAUCUCAACUGCUUCACCUGCAUGGUGUGCAACAAGCAGCUGUCCACGGGCGAGGAGCUCUACGUCAUUGACGAGAACAAGUUCGUGUGCAAGGAUGACUACCUGAGCUCCUCCAGCCUCAAGGAGGGCAGCCUCAACUCAGUGUCAUCCUGUACGGACCGCAGUUUGUCCCCGGACCUCCAGGACCCUCUCCAGGACGACCCCAAGGAGACGGACAACUCGACGUCGUCGGACAAGGAGACGGCCAACAACGAGAACGAGGAGCAGAACUCGGGCACGAAGCGGCGCGGCCCGCGCACCACCAUCAAAGCCAAGCAGCUGGAGACGCUCAAGGCUGCCUUUGCCGCCACGCCCAAGCCCACGCGCCACAUCCGCGAACAGUUGGCGCAGGAGACCGGCCUCAACAUGCGCGUCAUCCAGGUGUGGUUCCAGAACCGACGGUCCAAAGAACGCAGGAUGAAACAACUGAGCGCGCUGGGCGCCCGGAGACACGCCUUCUUCCGGAGUCCGCGGCGCAUGCGUCCGCUGGGCGGCCGCUUGGACGAGUCUGAGAUGUUGGGGUCCACUCCGUACACCUACUACGGAGACUACCAAGGCGACUACUACGCGCCCGGAGGCAACUACGACUUCUUCGCGCACGGCCCGCCGUCGCAGGCGCAGUCCCCGGCCGACUCGAGCUUCCUGGCGGCGUCGGGGCCCGGCUCGACGCCGCUGGGCGCGCUGGAGCCGCCGCUCGCCGGCCCGCACGCCGCCGACAACCCCAGGUUCACCGACAUGAUCUCGCACCCGGACACGCCGAGCCCCGAGCCGGGCCUGCCCGGCGCGCUGCACCCCCUGCCCGGCGAGGUGUUCAGCGGCGGGCCCAGCCCGCCCUUCCCCAUGAGCGGCGCCAGCGGCUACAGCGGACCCCUGUCGCAUCCCAACCCCGAGCUCAACGAGGCCGCCGUGUGGUAAGGCCGCGGGGCCGGGCCGCCCCCGGACGCAGCCGCCCGAACCGCCACGCCGCCCUCAGGGGUUCCCUCUCGCGUCCGCGCGCAGCGGCAGCUGCUCCUCGGCGGGGCGCGCGGGGGCGCCCCGGUAUCCACCCCGCGGGGCCGUCCCGGCGGCGCGAGCGGUGCUCGGGACCAAAGUCAA
Panthera uncia (snow leopard) is the source of this 1389-nucleotide messenger RNA. It is a transcript of the gene LHX5, whose product is annotated as LIM homeobox 5. Gene Ontology annotation, cellular component: nucleus. The coding region runs from base 1 to 1209 and encodes 402 amino acids. Lineage: Eukaryota; Metazoa; Chordata; Mammalia; Carnivora; Felidae. Gene Ontology annotation, molecular function: RNA polymerase II transcription regulatory region sequence-specific DNA binding; DNA-binding transcription factor activity, RNA polymerase II-specific. The record is from RefSeq and is a predicted model, not a curated record. Gene Ontology annotation, biological process: neuron differentiation; regulation of transcription by RNA polymerase II. The transcript is spliced from 5 exons.